UUUUCCCAUAUAAUGUUAUCGGUGCUGGUAAUUUUAUACCAGAAGGCCGAGCUGGCCAAGAAGCUGUAUUAAUAGGGACUCAAUUAUAUUUUAUGGGAGGUUCUCGUAUAAUUCCAUCCUCAAAUCCUAUUAAAAGCCAGAUUAGAGGAUAUAAUUUAUCGGAUGAAGUCUUCUUCUUAGAUCUUUCAUCCACGUUCUCUACGAAUAAUCCUCCAUAUGUGGAUCUUUCCGAUGCUGGUGCACGAAUGAAAUAUGGAAAUGAAAAAGGAACAGUAGUACUUGGUGGUGCAAGCAAGGAAGAUGCGUAUCUAAUUGGAGGGACGCAGCAAGACCUUGCCCUUCUUAAUAAAGAUGAUCAAAAUAUAACGAUAACUUCCAAUCAAACAUUAAUGAUAAAUGAAAUAUUUAAGACUUACAACUCGACAGAUCAAAUGGUUUUUAUUUAUAGACAUACAGCACGAAAUUGGAGACCGUUUGGACAAGGUGUUGUAGGAACUCAACCGACUAGACGUAGAUCAUCUUCAACUGUAAUUGAUAAGAAUGGAAUUAUUUAUAUAUUUGGCGGAAGGAUUGAAUUUGAUAUGGCAUCAUACCCACUUAUUUUAUAUAAUGACAUGUAUACUUUUGACACAAACUUGUUAAUAUGGAAACAAAUAACUGCCACUAAUACACCUUCAGUUCGAAGUCAUGCUGCUCCAAUAUUACUUCCGGAUGGAAAGAUUCUUUAUAUUGGUGGUGUCACCCAACCAGCACUCGGAAUGGAUACAAAUUUGCUGCCUAUGACAGAGAUUCCCGUAUUUGAUACAAUUUCUUUGAGUUGGUCUGUGAAGAAUACAACAUCGCCGUUUUUAAUCCAGCCUAGGGUUGCUCAUACGGCAACAUUAACUCCAGAUAAUAAAACAAUUAUUAUAAUAGGGGGAACAUCAAGCAACAUUACCAAUAAUGCAACAACAUCGUAUGAGACUAGCCCAAAAAUAUAUUUAUUGGAUGUCAAUUGCUUGGCAUGGGUAAACAUUUUUUCACCAGAUAAUUCUAGUUGCCCUACAAUUCCAUCAACGUCAGCACCAAAUACCGGAUUGAUUGUCGGCUUAACUCUUGCAGGUCUUUUUGCAAUAUCAUUAGUGAUCGCUAUUUUAAUAAAAAAAUGUUGCCAAUGA
This is a messenger RNA of Cetraspora pellucida, 1157 nucleotides long. The record is from the annotation of a GenBank genome assembly. Lineage: Eukaryota; Fungi; Glomeromycota; Glomeromycetes; Diversisporales; Gigasporaceae.